Messenger RNA from Anoplophora glabripennis (Asian longhorned beetle), 776 nucleotides. RefSeq names its product trypsin-7-like. The record is from RefSeq and is a predicted model, not a curated record. The coding region runs from base 1 to 774 and encodes 257 amino acids. Gene Ontology annotation, biological process: proteolysis. Gene Ontology annotation, molecular function: serine-type endopeptidase activity. NCBI's taxonomy places the organism in Eukaryota, Metazoa, Arthropoda, Insecta, Coleoptera, Cerambycidae. The transcript has 3 exons.
AUGUUCAAUAGUGGUGUGGUAAUUUUAGCAGCCGUUGCACUUGCGUUGUGUGCUUCCCCUACUAAAAAACCACGCCCCCGCCCAGACGGAAGAAUUGUUGAAGGUGAUGUCGCCAACAUAGAGAACUACCCCUACCAACUUUCACUUCUUUACGAGGGAGAUCACACUUGUGGUGCUUCCAUAAUUGACAGAAGAUGGGCCCUAACAGCCGCACAUUGCACAGAUGGAAUCCCAGCCACUCGCUUCACCGUUAGGGCCGGAUCGUCUCUGCUAGGAACAGGCGGCCAACUGAUUAAAGUCAAACACGUUCAUCAGCACCCUGGCUUCGACUUUUCCGACAUGGACUUCGACAUAGCGGUUUUGGAGCUGGAAGAAGACAUCCAAUUCACCAAAACGGCGUCGCCAAUACAACUAGUGGACGCCAACGUCAAAUACCCCGCUGGUUCUGAAGCAAUAGUGACCGGUUGGGGACUGCUAGACCAAGACUUCCACCUCCUCCCUACUUACCUUCAAGUGGUGAAGGUCCCCAUCGUCAGCAACGAAGAAUGCGCCAAAGCUUACGGAGAUUUGUUAACAGACCGGAUGAUCUGCGCUGGGUAUAAGGAAGGAGGGAAGGAUUCCUGUCAAGGGGACUCGGGUGGUCCUUUCGUGGUGGCUGGGAAACUUGUGGGUAUUGUUUCCUGGGGAUACGGAUGCGCAGUACCCAAGAUUCCUGGAGUGUACACUGAUGUGGCUGCUUUGAGAGAUUUUGUGACUGAUGUGACUAAAAUAUAAUG